AUGAAAGAAGAAAUCAACCAGUCGGUGAGAUCUGUCAACAUGGGGAGUAAACUAAAAAUCCUAGCAAUUUCAAUGUUCUUGUCAACCCUUUUCUACACUCCGGUAUUUUCCACAUCAACUGAUGGGCUUGUUAGGAUUGGACUGAAAAAAGUGAAAUCCGAAUCAACAGAUGAUAUAGCUUCCCUCCUUGCUUUGAAUAAUGGUGAUUAUAACUUAAAGACGUUUAUAAGGAAGUAUAGGCAAAGUUCAAAGAAUCUUGGUGAUUCCCAAGAGCCCGAUAUUGUAGCAUUGAAGAACUAUAUGGAUGCUCAAUAUUUUGGUGAGAUAGGCAUUGGCACCCCACCUCAGAAGUUUAAAGUCGUAUUUGACACGGGUAGUUCUAACUUGUGGGUGCCAUCGUCUGAAUGUUCAUAUUCGGUAUCUUGCUAUUUCCACACAAAAUACCAGUCAAGUCAGUCAAGCACCUACAAAAAGAAUGGUUAG
Messenger RNA from Lactuca saligna, 483 nucleotides. The record is from the annotation of a GenBank genome assembly. NCBI's taxonomy places the organism in Eukaryota, Viridiplantae, Streptophyta, Magnoliopsida, Asterales, Asteraceae.